AUGUCUUCCGAGGCCCCCACUGGAGAUGUUCAGGACAAUGAGUACGUGUCCCGUCAAGGUGACCGUGAGCCCAUCGAUGUCCUCGGUGACGACGCCAAGGUCGAGGAUCCAAUCGAUGCUGAGACCGCCGACUCCGACGCCCAGCUUGAGCGUGACGAUAAGGAGGCUAUCGACAAGAGCAAUAUUGUGGAAGAGCGCACCCGUGGCGCCAAGCCCACCGGCGAGUACCGCGAGCCUGGUGACACCGAGGGCCUGGAGGACAAGCGCCUCGAGUAA
This is a messenger RNA of Colletotrichum orchidophilum, 276 nucleotides long. RefSeq lists its product as uncharacterized. The record is from RefSeq and is a predicted model, not a curated record. The transcript has 2 exons. Lineage: Eukaryota; Fungi; Ascomycota; Sordariomycetes; Glomerellales; Glomerellaceae. Bases 1 to 276 code for a protein of 91 amino acids.